Molecule: messenger RNA, 4027 nt
Organism: Morus notabilis
Lineage: Eukaryota; Viridiplantae; Streptophyta; Magnoliopsida; Rosales; Moraceae
Exons: 15
Coding region: 399-3749 (1116 amino acids)
Source: RefSeq, a predicted model, not a curated record
CUCUCUCUCUCUCCAGAGACUCCACAGACGACGCAAGAACGCUCAGAGAAGACGACGAUCCUGAAAACCCUAAUCACAGAGUUCUUCUUCUGAGAGAGAAAAUUCUCUCUCUCUCUCUCUCUCUCUCUCUCUCUCCAGAGACUCCACAGACGACGCAAGAACGCUCAGAGAAGACGACGAUCCUGAAAACCCUAAUCACAGAGUUCUUCUUCUGAGAGAGAAUAUUCUCUCUCUCUCUCUCUCUCUCUCUCUCUCUCCAGAGACUCCACAGACGAUGCAAGAACGCUCAGAGAAGACGACGAUCUGCAAAACCCUAAGCACAGAGUUCUUCUUCUGAGAGAGAAAAUCCUUUUGCAUUUCUCCUCUCGGCUCGUUCGUUGGUUUAAUUUCCCCAAUCCAUGGCCUCGAAGGACCCGGACGAGGCUCCUCAAUCGGCGACAGAGGAGGAUAACCUGACUCGCCGGCUGGAGAUGAAGCGCACGCGGCGAGUGAGCUUCGCCGACGAGAUCACCUCCGUCCGUAUUUUCUGCCGCGACGAGGAUUACGAGACGCCUCCCGAGUCCAAGCCCAGCUCUGGGACGGCCGACGCCGAGGCGCGACCAGAGAACGAGGCCUCAGGGUUUUUCGGGAGCUUGGGCGGCGGCGACAGCGAUGACGAAGGAAUCGUCAAUGGCAGGAAGUCUUUCCUCAGGCCGAUGGGUUCGCCCUCUCCAGGGAGCAGUUCCCCUGGCUCUGUCACCUCCAAUGAUGAAGAUAAUUUCAUUGGUCCUGUGUCGGCGAGCUUCAUUAGACCUGGAAGAUUAUCUGACUCUGCUGCCUCGGAUGAAAUUCAUGAAGAGACUUUGGAUACGACAGCAUUUUCAAUGCAUUACCGAAGUCUUGCAAGGUCAGACUCUGGAGAACUCAAGACCCCAACAGCAGUUCGCCUUGUCUUUGAAGAGAAGACAGCAACCAAUGAUCCUAAUCUGACUGAUUCAGGGAGUUUAAUGGCAUUAACAGAUCCUAAGAGGCCAAGUUCUCAAUCUCCAGUUGCCCUUGAAAAGAUUAGAGGUGGCAAAGAGUCAGAUGACAGCAUGAGUAUUGUGGAUGAAAACCCAAAGACAUAUAAUUAUGGAGGUCUAUCACCAACAUUGGAUGCACUUUUGGGAGAAUGUAGCAUGGAUCUGAUUACACUUGAGAAUGAGUAUUUAAGAGCGGACCAAAAUGGGAUGAGCUACAUGGAUCACAGAAAUAGUAGAGAUUCAGAAUUGGUAAAUCUUGAUACCAAUGAGAAUCUUGUGGAGGCAGCUUCUGUUUCUCAUGGCAUAUUGCUCGAGGGAAAUGAGAGAUUUGUUGAACAUGCUACAUCUGAGUGCCAUCAUUUAAAUGAAAGCUCAAGAAGAGAAAGUUCUACAUUGGAGGGAUCGCCCAUUUCAUUGUCUGGUAGACAACAGCCAGCAAUUUUGAAUACUCCUACUUCAGCCAAAAUAUCAGAUAUAGCAUCUCCUUCCUCUAAACGGGUAGAUGUCCAAAGUAAUGAACACAUGAAGCAUGCUGACAAGAGCAUUUCUCAAUUCAAAUUUCCCGAUACUUUGUAUUCUGGUUCCAGUAUCAAACAGGGAAUUGAUAAAUUGAAACACAGACUGUCAAAGUACUCCUCUAUAAGUUCUCCCUUUAGUAGUGUUUUAGAUAAAAAUAACGAAGAACUUCAAUCUGAUUAUGGAAGUACUCCAAUAGCUUCAUUGGUGGAAAAAUUGUUUACUGCUGAUGGGAAGAAUGAAGAUAUAAGUAUGGUUAGCGUAGCAAUUGAUCAAGUUGAGACGCCAAGAAACACUGGAAAUCUGGUUCAGAACAAAGAGAUCACAGGUCUUGCAAAAGAUGGACAGUCUUUGAAUUCCAUGUCAACGGAUGUUCUUUCCAAGGAUAUACCCAAUAAAAUAACAUCAGGGUCUUCACCCUACGGGUUGGCAUCGUCAAUAACAAAAGUGAUGCAAAAAGAGCUAGCUCCAGGAUCUGCCAUGAAUGUGCGAGCUCAGAGCUCUCCUGCGAAAGAGCCAUUGCAAAGUCCACGAGCCAACAUGCUUAUUUCAAGUCCCUCUUGGUAUGAAGCAACUCACAGUCCUUCCAGAAAAGAACCAACAGAGAGCCCUUCUAGGCUGGACACAUCUAGUGCAACUCACAGUGUUAAUGUGCAAUCCUUUCCUGGGAAAGACAUAGCAUCGACCAGGUCUGAUUCUGGUGGGCCUGAAAGUGACAACCUCCAUCAAGGACAUAUGUCACAGAGUCCUUUUUUCACAAAAGAUGUAGAGAUCUCUUUGGAACGGAAAAAAAGAAGAAUUGGAGUUGUUCUUGAGGAUGAUGGAAAGCCUACAUACAAAACUCCCAGGAUCCAAAAAAGUUCAGAUGCCGAUAGAAGCGGAAAUUAUGAUUAUGAGCUCAUGUACAACCAGUCUAAUAAAAUUCUUCAUGAGACAGAGAAAACUGAAGGUGACAGAACACAGAAGCAGUGGCUUGAUAUUUGGGUAGCAUUUUCCGGGGAUGCAGAGCAGUUGCUCUCACCAUCAAUAAAAAAGCUUAAUCUCAAAGCUAUAGGCACGCUGGAAGACAGUUUGAUUCACUUGUUGAAGGUUAAGAAAUAUGAGAUGCUUGCUUCUGAAAUUAAGUCUCAGAGUGUCUCUGACCACUUAAGUGUUAGGCAUAAUAAAAGGGUAGCUGAAACAAGAUUGAUGCUAUAUAAAGUUGCAUGUGAAAAGGCAAAACUACAGUUGAUGGGUGCAAAGCAAGUGAAAUUGCAAAAAAGAGUUUUGCUUUUGAAGUCCGGAAUUCAGGAGUGCAAAAUGUUGAAAUUGAAUUAUAGCCAACAGUCUAAAAGUGGUAGAAGAAAUGCUCAAGUUGAUGACAGUCACCUUCAGUCAUGUACAGUUAAUGUUGAGGGUGAACAACAGGAUGCAAGUGACACCAUGAGCAAAAUGAAGCAGGACGUUAAAGACUUGCACACAAAAAUAAAUAGCUUAAGUAAUUUCUUUCAUAGUUAUUGUAAGUUGAAAUUAGGAGACCGAAGCUGUGCCGACACUCUUGCAAUAGUUUAUGAUGAUCUGAAGAGAAGAAAAUGUUGCAGGCUUUUACGUCAGGAGUUACAGUUGUGGAAUGUUCAUAGGUUUGAGAAUCAGGAUGGCCUUUACAAUCUUUUUCUCAAAUAUCAGGAUUACCUCAUCCAAAGGUUUACUAUAAAUUUUGGACCCGAAUCAAGUAUUGUUAUCUCAAACCAAUUGAAUGAUAUAAACAUUGUGAAGAUGUUUCCAAACAUGGAUGCUCAUGUCGCUUUUGCAUUUGUGUUAAAUGCUGAGGUCACUAAACGAUUUGUUGAUUCAAAUUGUUUAGCACAAGAAACUCAAGUUACCCAAUCUCUUCUACGUAAUCUGCUAGAUGUCAUUGAGGAGGUACAAAUGGCUCAUAUGGAGAUUUGGAAUUUGAUUCAGACAAAAUUUCACUCUUCAUCUGGUCAGCAGCUUGAUUUGCAGCUGUGUUUUAUCAAUUUUCAUACUGGUAUAAAGGUGACUUUGACCCUUGAUGUCACAUGUUUGAAUAGUGGUGUAUAUCCUCUAGAGAUCCUUCCGCAUCAGGUACAAAGUCCGGCGGCCGUGGCACAAAAAUUACAAUCAGUCUCGGGUGAAAUAAGGUCUGUGGCGGAGAACCUUGAGGUUGGAUAUUCGAGGAUAAUGAGGCUCUGCAGGCGUGUUUCCCAGGUGCUGCAAGGUUCAAGGACGUAAACUCUCAAGGGGAAAGGUUAGGAAAGAGAACAAACUUGUCAGAUCGCUUUAUGCUUGUUUUUCCUUGUAAAUAGUAACUGAAGGAGAUCCAUUCCUGACCCAUUCAAGUAGAUAUUGCGGUGUAUUUGGACUUGCCACUGUCUUUCUCGGCGAUAUUUCAGUUAAAAUGUCCAUUCCCCAAGAGUGUAAAGUUACAAUUCAAUCUAAUUUUGUGAGCUUGAGAAAUUACGCUGGCCUAUGUUUUUCUGCUUAGCAUAAUGUUUUGAUGUGACAAUCAC